AUGACUGUAACAGCUCUCAACAUGAAUGCCCUACAUUUAGGAGGUCAACAAGAAAUUGGAUUUUACAGGGAGAGUUGCCCCAGAGCAGAGGAGGCCAUGUCUGAAGCAAUGAGGAUGGCCAUCAAUAGAGACCCCACCCUUGCAGCCGCUCUCUUGAGAAUCCAUUACCACGACCGUUUCAUUGGAUGCAGGGUUGAUGCUUCAAUACCGUUGGACCAACCACCUGGCUAUCCUCCUAUGGAGAAGGUGACUCUUCCCAAUCAGAACCUCCGAGGCUUUGAAAUGAUGGACAUGCUGAAGAGGAUUCUUGAGAGCAUCUGCCCUGGCACCGUCUCUUGUGCCGACAUUCUUGCCCUUUCUACAAAAGAAGCUGUCACUUGUAUGCAUGCCACCACCACAAAAUUCACUCUCCCCACCUCUCAUUUGCUAGAUCCACUUUUCCCACCUGCAUUUCUCCUAGGUAUUUGCCUGUAUGUGCAUCUCCAGCGCAUGUAA
Molecule: messenger RNA, 495 nt
Organism: Amborella trichopoda
Lineage: Eukaryota; Viridiplantae; Streptophyta; Magnoliopsida; Amborellales; Amborellaceae
Product: peroxidase 2
Biological process (GO): response to oxidative stress
Molecular function (GO): peroxidase activity; heme binding
Source: RefSeq, a predicted model, not a curated record